Messenger RNA from Racocetra fulgida, 715 nucleotides. Lineage: Eukaryota; Fungi; Glomeromycota; Glomeromycetes; Diversisporales; Gigasporaceae. The record is from the annotation of a GenBank genome assembly.
CUAUUUACGAAAGAAACAAAUUUCAAAAGAUGAUGAGAUUGUUGAAGAACAUGAAAAGACUAAUAAAGAAUAUGAAAAAGCUAACAAGAUUCCAAAUCCACCUAGUUAUUUAACUAUUAAAAUUGCAUUGCGGUUAAAAAAAAUAUAUAUUAAAGAUGAUAAUUUUGCUAUUACAAAGUUUAUACAAAAAGAUCCUCAAAAGAAUUUUUAUAUAAAUAAUCAAUAUGAAGAAUUUCGAGUAGGUGCAUCAGUAUUUGCUGAAGAACAAUUAGUGAAGUUCAAUCAAAUUAUUCAAUCUUUUUUAAACCAUCAACAAAGUAAUUUUGAAGCCAAAGAUAUUUUAACAGAAAUUCGAAAUAAUAUUGAGUGUGAAAAUCCUAUUCAGCAUAAUUUACUUAAAAAUACAACACAAUAUACUAAUGAAGAGUUUAAAAAUCUUUUUAAUUAUUAUGAGAUAGGAAAAAGUCGUCUAUAUUCAAUAUACAAACAGGAUGUGCUGAAGUUAGAAGAACAUAUAAUAAAAGGUCGUCGAGCUAGCAAUGUUGUUAUAGAACAUGCUAGCAAAUAUAAACAAGAAUUAGACUGUCCAAUAAAAAGAAAAAGAUAUACAGAAGUAAAUACAGUUAGAUUAUUGCAAAAUUUCAAUACAAUUACUUCGUCAAAUACAGCUACUUCAUCAAUGCAACUAUAUGAAGAACAAUAUUAUUUACAAUAA